Molecule: messenger RNA, 1116 nt
Organism: Coniophora puteana RWD-64-598 SS2
Lineage: Eukaryota; Fungi; Basidiomycota; Agaricomycetes; Boletales; Coniophoraceae
Exons: 2
Source: RefSeq, a predicted model, not a curated record
CGCCGUCGUCGUUUGUUAUCUCUCCACCACCACUCCUCCAUCUAUCCCUCUUGUUUCAACCAGAUCUGCCGCCUUUAGCAUUUGCGCGUGCAAGCUUUUGCGCUCUGCCUUUCAUAGCUUGAUGGUGCAGGACGCAGUCUCGGAAGUGUCAUCACAUACACCAGUACGCGUUCUUUGAACUUCGGCAAGAUGGCAGACGGCAACGACAUCGAAUCUGCUCAACCCGCUGGCGUCAGAUCCCUCAGGUCAAGGUUUGAGAGCAUAUCGACCGAAUCGCCCACUCUCGCUCGCAGUCCCAAGGCGGCGGGCACGCAUACACCCACCCCCAAGCAGGCGGGCAUCCCACCUUCUACGUCAGACGCGCACCGCCCGUCCUCACGCAUCGCGUCAGGCAAACUCGAACACCUCAUUGCAUCUCCCAACUUAUCACCAGUGUCACAUCAUCUCCGCCAGUCUUCGGUCACCAACCAACCAUCUCCCGAUCCCAAGAACAGACCUCCCCCGCCACCUCCCCCCCAUAUAGCACAUCCACGAGAGCCUUCUACCGAUGAGCCACUAUCUCCCGACCCCAAAGCCAGACGCCCUCCUCCCCCUCCACCCUCUGUUGUUCGCGCGAAUGUCAAUAAGCCCUUACUUGCGGGCGUCGUCUCCCCCCUUCUUCGGCCCGUUCCGUCCCCCAGCAUUAAUUCACUCAAUUCUCCAAGCUUAGCAGAUACCUUAAGUCCAAGGUCCGACAACUACUUCGAAACCCAUGAUAUUGGAGAUGAGCCGCCUCGACCUGUCAGCGUUGCAUCCUUGCGCGAUCGGUUCUCGCAACCAACCAACUCUUCGCCUCCUCGUAGCAUCACACCUAAACCCUCUCCCGUCGUCCAUGUCCAACCCUCGACCUCGCGAAGCGAGCCGCUGCUCUCUCCUACACCCCCCGUCCCCCCUCGCCAUACCAAACCCGAAUCCAGCCGCAUUCUUCCAUCAAACAUAGUCGAGAGUCCACAAGAGGCUCGUCCCCGCACAGCACCAGCUCCGCCUCCCCAUCCUCGCCACACUGCCAGCCCCAGUCCAUUCUCCGAAGACGAAUCAGAUGAAUCUACCAGCACGAACGAUCGCAGACCCCGACCA